GAAAAGACCCUCCCCCUAAUUGUUGAAGGGCGACAACUCCGUAGAAAUAUAUCAACAACAUCAAGAUCAUUAAAGUAAAGUUUGUAAAUAAUGUCAAAAACAACACCAGGGAUAUCUCAAGAAUGGAUAGAGAAAUAUCAAAAGAAUUUUGAAAGCUCAGAGAAGAAUUUACUGGCACAAAAUGUGUGUGUACAACAUAGUCUGGUGGAAAUGUGUUCCAGCCGAGCCAGGAAGCAGACAACACAACAUUGCUUUUCUCACAAGGUUGAAAAGGAAGGAAGUCCUAUGACCAAUCAGAAAGGUUCCGGGAGGUGCUGGAUCUUUGCUUGUAACAAUAUCAUGAGAAUUCCAUUCAUGAAGAAAUUUAACCUGGAGGAGUUUGAGUUUAGCCAAACUUACCUCUUCUUCUGGGACAAGGUUGAGAGAGCAAAUUACCUUCUUGAUGCUUUUGUUGAAUGUGCAAGGAAUGGUGAAACCUACGAGGGUCGACUAAUAAGUCACUUAUUGCACAAUCCCUCAGAGGACGGGGGCCAGUGGGAUAUGCUGACAAACCUGGUUGAGAAGUAUGGGGUUAUUCCAAAAGUUUGUUACCCAGAGAGUUGGAGUGCAGAAAAUUCGAGGAAAAUUGGGGAAUUGUUGAACAAUAGGUUGAGAGAAAACUGUAUGUGUCUGCAUAGAAUGGUAUCUGCAGGAAAAACGGAUGUAGAAAUCAACAAAGAGAAAAUGAACAUGAUGGAAGAGAUAUAUCGUAUGAUGUGUAUAGUGUUAGGAACACCACCGACCAACUUCACAUUCCAGUACUACAGCAAGGGUGAGAAUGACAAGUCGCCUAAGUUUAACUCGUUAGGACCAUUAUCGCCUCAAGAUUUUUAUAGCAAACAUAUCAAACCAGACUGCCUCGACAUGGAGGAUUUGGUGUGUUUGGUGAAUGAUCCUCGACCUCAGAAUCCAUACAACAAACUGUACACUGUGCAGUACCUUGGCAACAUGACUGGGGGAAAACGUGUUCUUUAUAUCAACAAACCAGUUGAUGUGUUGAAACAGCUUGCAAUUAAAUCUAUUGUGGACAAUAAAUCGGCAGUAUGGUUUGGCUGUGAUGUAGGGAAGUCAUUCAGGGGUAAUGAUGGAUAUUUGGAUCUUAAAGGGAUUGAUUACAAACUUGUGCUAGGGAUAGAUACACACAAGAUGAAUAAAGCAGAAAGAUUGAUGUAUGGGGAGUCACUUAUGACACAUGCCAUGGUCUUCACAGGGGUUAACUUACAGAAUGUUGAGAAGACAGAUGAAACACCAAAAGCAGAUAAAUGGAGGGUAGAAAAUUCUUGGGGAAAUGAUCGUGGGGACAAAGGCUACCUUGUAAUGACUGAUGACUGGUUCUCGGAGUAUGUGUAUGAAGUUGUUAUCAGCAAAAAGCUUCUAGAUGCAGAGACUUUAGCAAUAUUGGAACAGGAACCAGUCGUGCUUCCAGCAUGGGAUCCAAUGGGAGCUCUUGCACAUUGACAGGGAACCAGAUAGGAUUUAUGGAAACUGGUCAUAAUUGUGAUUUACAAAACUUUGAUCAAAUUAAACCAGUCUUAAUUGUGAUUUAUGGAAACUUUAAAAUUACAUGUUACGAUAAUGCUUUAAUUCAGUCUAAACUUUACAGAUAUAAUAAAUUGAAACCAGUCUGUUGAAGUAAAGGUUUAGUUAACCUUUAGCCUGCUGGCGGCAAGUGAUUCUGCUUUUGCGACAUCCGUGCAGGCUUAUCUUGGUCUGCACUGUUCGCAAUCUAAUUAGUAAAUUUUCAUUGAACACCCCCUUGAAUAAUAAAUAGUGCUGUCCAAAUUGAAUGAUGGACUAGUCUAUUUUAGAAAUUUAGCAGGAUAAAGGUUAAUUAAACAUAUUCAAACUUCAGGUAUAAUUUAUAAUAUAACAUGCAUUCCUUAUAUGUACAUAUUAUUUGUAUUUAUUCGCAUAUUUAUAAAAGAAAUGAGUUAAUAUAGUAAACUGCCAGUGAGAACAGACUCUGAAAUAUUUACUGUAGGAAUUUUUGACAUUUAUUUCUAGAAAUACCAGUUGUCUGUGCAAGAAUUGGAAAACUUCCUCAUUUGAAAUACAACAACCAGGAAGGUUUAAGACAAAAAUAAAUAUGGAAGCUGUUUGCAUUGUGUUACAGAUACCUUGCAUAAAAACAAGACUUGUUCACAGGUUCCAUGAUUUAUGAUUUUUGAACAAAUUAAACCCCUUGACACUAUGACUGAUAAUUGUGUCAAUGUAUUUGUUGAAGAUAAUUAAGAUAAAUUGAGUAGAAUAAAAGAAAAAAACAUUUGUUCAGCUCAUACACACCCAAGUAAAACUGCCAAUUUAUUUUGGUACAUACCGUUUUCAGCAUUUUGUACAGGUGAUGAAUAAUGCCAGUGUGAAAUUAUUAAUGUUCUGAGAGGCCAAUUUUUAUGAAUUUUGGUUAAAAAUAAAUCUUUGAAAUUUAAAUCCAUUGAACAGGUAAAAUUCUCAUUGAUUUUUAGCUCAUCUGAUUUUUUGAAAAAAAAUGAUGAGUUAUUGUCAUCACUUAAUCGGCGUCGGCAUUGCCUGGUUAAGUUUUAUGUUUAGGUCAGCUUUUCUCCUAAAAUACCAAAGCUAUUGCUUUGAAACUUGCAACACUUGUUCACCAUCAUAAGCUGACCCUGUACAGCAAGAAACAUAACUCCAUCCUGCUUUUUGCAAGAUUUAUGGCCCCUUUUGUACUUAGAAAAUAUCAGAUUUCUUGGUUAAGUUUUAUGUUUAGGUCAACUUUUCUCCUAAACUAUCAAAGCUAUUGCUUUGAAACUUGCCACACUUGUUCACCAUCAUAAGCUGACCCUGUACAUCUAGAAACAUUACUCCAUCCUGCUUUUUGCGAGAAUCAUUGCCCCUUUUGGACUUAGAAAAUCAGUUUUCUUGGUUAAGUUUUAUGUUUAGGUCAGCUUUUCUCCUAAACUGUCAAAGCUAUUGCUUUAAAACUUGCAACACUUGUUCACCAUCAUAAGCAGACCCUGUACAGCAAGAAACAUAACUCCAUCCUGCUUUUUCCAAGAUUGGUGGCCUCUUUUGGACUUAGAAAAUAUCAGAUGUCUUGGUUAAGUUUUAUGUUUAGGUCAACUUUUUCUCUUAAACUAUCAAAGAUAUUGCUUUGAAACUUGCCACACUUGUUCACCAUCAUAAGCUGACCCUGUACAUCAAGAAACAUAACUCCAUCCUGCUUUUUGCAAUAAUUAUUGCCCAUUUUGGACUUAUAAAAUCAGUUUUCUUGGUUGAGUAUUAUGUUUAAGUCAGCUUUUCUCAUAAACUAUCAAAUCUAUUGCUUUAAAACUUGCAACAGUUUUUCACCAUCAUAAGCAGACACAGUACAUCAAGAAACAUAACUCUAUCCUGCUUUUUGCAAGAAUGAUGGCCCUUUUUGGACUUAGAAAAUCAUGGGUAGGACAAUAUUUCUAUUAUACAAAAAAAAUCAGAUGAGCGUCAGCACCCGCAAGGCGGUGCUCUUGUUAUGUGAGCAAUUAAAAUCCAGGAACCAUUUUUUGCCAACUCAAGAAAUUUGUGCCUAUGAAAUUAAAUAAUUUCCCAGCAUAUCAGAGAAUAACAGAAGCCAUUUUGUAGACUGACUGAUACCAACAUUGUAACAUUUUGUCAGUAAAGUCCUACAUCUGAAAAAUCACACUGGUUGUUUUAAUCUAAUUUGUUAAUUGAUUGUUUACCAAUUUAUCAAUUUUUUGUUAAAAAAAUAUAUUUUUUGUAUCUUCUUUUUGUAAGACUCAUAUCUUCCGAGUUUCUUGUUGAUGUUUUAAUUCUUUUGUCAAGAAUUUAUACACUCUCUCCUGAAGAUUAUGCCUUUAAAAGACUGGUUCUUUUUUGUUUUUCUUCUUUUGCAUAAUUUAUCCAGUGUAUAGAAAUACUGAGAAACUGCAGAAUACCUGAAAGAUAUAAUAAACCUCUUUUAAAACCAUUUUUAAAUUAGUAACUAGCUUUUAAAAAGGAAACAACAGUUACUUACUCAUUUCCUUUAACUUCUAAGAAAUUGAUUUCAACUUUAAAAAAAAAAUAACCAGUUGUCCUGUUUAUCACUUGCAGUGAAACCCUUGUAAAUCAGAUACUCAUAAAAAGGAAUUAAUCUUUCCACAUGUAAAAAUAGCCUUGGUAAAGAACAAGUUCUUCGUAUUAUGAAAUAACCUGCUAUUAAAACCAAACAGAUUUUAUGAUUUGUUUGUAAGCCUGUAUGGUUUACAGUAGUUACUUGGUCUAGAGACUGAUUGGUUAACAGGGUUAUUUGGUCUCGAGGCUGGUUGGUUUACAGGGGUUAUUUGGUCUUGAGGCUGAUCCCAUUACAGGGGUUAUUUGGUCUUGAGGCUGAUCCCUUUACAGGGGUUAUCUGGUCUUGAGGCUGAUCCCUUUAAAGGGGUUAUUUGAUUGGAUUGCUUUACAAUGGGUCAGAAGAUCUUGAGGCUGAUUGCUUUUUACAGUGAGUCAGAAGGUCUUGAGGCUGAUUGCUUUAUAAUGGGUCAGAAGGUCUUGAGGCUGAUUGCUUUAUAAUGGGUCAGAAGGUCUUGAGGCUGAUUGCUUUAUAAUGGGUCAGAAGGUCUUGUGGCUGAUUGCUUUACAAUGGGUCAGAAGGUCUUGAGGCUGAUUGCUUUACAUGGGUCAGAAGGUCUUGAGGCUGAUUGCUUUACAAUGGGUCAGAAGGUCUUGAGGCUGAUUGCUUUACAAUGGGUCAGAAGGUCUUGAGGCUGAUUGCUUUACAAUGGGUCAGAAGGUCUUGAGGCUGACUGCUUUAUAAUGGGUCGGAAGGUCUUGAGGCUGAGUGCUUUACAAUGGGUCAGAAGGUCUUAAGGCUGAUUGCUUUCCAAUUGGUCGGAAGGUCUUGAGGCUGAUUGCUUUACAAUGGGUCGGAAGGUCUUGAGGCUGAUUGGGUUACAGGUGUCAGUUGGUCUUGAGGUUUACAGUGAUUAUUUUGUCUUGAGGCUUAUCAGUUUACAGAGGUUAUUUGGUCUUGAAUCUGAUUGGUUUAAAGGUGUUAUUUGGUCUUGAGGCUGAUUGGUUAACAAGGGUCAGAAGGUCUUUAGGUUGACGUGUUUCCAGGGGUUAUUUGGUCUAUAUAAUUCUAAAUCAGAAGUUAUAUUUGUAUCAUUCAAAUUAUUUCUAGAUUAAGAUUUGAUUUACUUUGAAAAAACUCAAGGCAAAGCAUUUUGUUGUAUAUCAUAGUGUGUUUUGCAGUCUUUCAGUAUUUUGGCAUGUUACGAUAUUUACAUACACACUUACAUCUUAAUGACUUCUAGUCAGAUAGAUACACGCUUUCAAUCAAAGUAUACUAGUAUUUUAUAUCCGAAAUUUUCUGCUUUUGUAUUGUAUAACCAAGAAAGAAACAACUAGAUGAAUUUAUUUACUGAUGCAUUUGUAUACUUAAUAAAGGAAAAGAACAUA
Messenger RNA from Mercenaria mercenaria, 5430 nucleotides. Its product is annotated as bleomycin hydrolase-like. Gene Ontology annotation, cellular component: cytoplasm. Gene Ontology annotation, biological process: L-homocysteine catabolic process; response to toxic substance; proteolysis. Gene Ontology annotation, molecular function: cysteine-type aminopeptidase activity. The transcript has 11 exons. Lineage: Eukaryota; Metazoa; Mollusca; Bivalvia; Venerida; Veneridae. The record is from RefSeq and is a predicted model, not a curated record. The coding region runs from base 91 to 1497 and encodes 468 amino acids.